AUGGGUCAAAGUUCUGUUGCUGAUUAUGGUGUUUUUCUCGCCAUGUUGAAUUUGUGCAAGGGUACGAGGUCGCUUGAGUAUGGGAAAAUGGUUCAUGAGUUCUUGAGAAGAUCGAGGUUUCGAGGGGAGGUUGAAUUGAACAAUAGGUUGAUUGGAAUGUAUGAAAAAUGUGGUAACAUGAAUAUUGCACUCAAGGUGUUUGAUCGAAUGCCAGAGAGAAACAUGAGUUCUUGGCACUUGAUGAUCAUUGGAUACACUGAAAAUAGAGCUGGUGAUGAUGCUUUGUUGGUUUUUCAGGAGAUGAAGGAGGCAGGGAUACGGCCUGAGAGUGAAAUUUUUGCAUUGGUUUUGGCUGCGUGUGUAAGGGAAGAAGCUGUAGAGGAAGAUUAUUACACUUUGAAUCAAUGA
Molecule: messenger RNA, 408 nt
Organism: Arachis stenosperma
Lineage: Eukaryota; Viridiplantae; Streptophyta; Magnoliopsida; Fabales; Fabaceae
Product: pentatricopeptide repeat-containing protein At2g15690, mitochondrial-like
Exons: 1
Coding region: 1-408 (135 amino acids)
Biological process (GO): RNA modification
Molecular function (GO): protein binding; RNA binding
Source: RefSeq, a predicted model, not a curated record